Messenger RNA from Pimephales promelas (fathead minnow), 1493 nucleotides. Lineage: Eukaryota; Metazoa; Chordata; Actinopteri; Cypriniformes; Leuciscidae. The record is from RefSeq and is a predicted model, not a curated record.
CAAGUGAAAGUAAAGUCAUCUUCGUCGUUUUGAAGCUCCCUUCUGAGGAAACUCAUUUUGUAUCGACUACCUUGUGUGCUUCUUGUGGUUUCAUCUGUGGAAAUGUCUUUGAGCAAAAACAUAAUGGAUCUUCAGAUGAUGGAGCAGAACACAGUGCUGCUGUUGAUCGGGAAAACCGGAUCCGGGAAAAGCGCCACAGGGAACAUCAUCUUUAAUGCUGAAGUGUUCGAGUCAAAAAUGAGUUCUUCAUCGGUGACCAGAUCCUGUAAAUCAUACACUGGAGCUGUUAAUAACAGGAGUGUAAGAGUCAUCGAUACUCCAGACUUCAUCUUCUCCACUCGCACUGACUUUGAUUCAGACUCAGAGCUGAAGAAAGCUCUUGAAUUAUGUUCACCAGGAGCUCAUGUGAUCCUGCUUCUUCUGUCUUUAAGCACUUUCACUGAGCAGGAGAUGGAUUUCACUGGUUGGUUUGAGCAGAAGUUUGGUGAAGAAGCUCUCAGAUUUACUGUAGUGCUCUUCACUCAUGCAGGUCAGAGACACAUGAGGACACUAGCAGAAAUGAUCAGGAUGAAUCCUCAAUUAUCUGAUUUUAUUAACCGAUGUGGGCAGAGAUAUCUUGAGUUUAACAUUAAAGCUCCAGCAAACAGAGGACAGGUGACUGAACUCAUGGAGAAGAUCGAUAUACUCGUGUCUGAGAACUCAAACUCCUGCUACACACUCGAGAUGAUGCUGGAGACUGAGAGGAGAAGAGAGGAGAGAGAGAGGAGAGCAGAGGAGGAGAAGAGAGAAGAGGAGGAGAGGAGAGAGAGAGAACACAGAAUGAGAUUAGAGAGAGUCAGAAUAGAGACAGAGACACGAGUGAGGAGAGAAUAUGAACAGGAAAUACUGGAGAAAGAGAGAGAGAGAGAACACAGAAUGAGAUUAGAGAGAGUCAGAAUAGAGACAGAGACACGAGUGAGAGGAGAAUAUGAAGCUGGGAAGAGGGAGAAACAUCUGUUCUGUAAACAGUUAAAGCUGAAAUAUAUCUGUGUAUUUAUGGUUUUUGCUGUAGUGUCAGGAGGUGUUUCGGUGUUGAAAAGAGACUCUUCACAUGGAUGGAUGUUCACUAAGGGUUUCUUUACUGGAGGAUCAGCAUCAAUUGCUGGAGUUUUCACUGGGAUUCUCUGGAGAUUGAUGUUGAAGAGUCAGUUUAUCUGUUCAUCUUCUCAUGAGCGUCCCAGUGCUGUUAGACAGAUAUUACUGAAGACAGCAGGUGUUGUGUGUGGUUUAUCAGCCGGAGCCGUGAUUGGUCACUUUAUAGGAGGAAAUGAACUUCCUGUUACACUGUUAGCAGGAUUAGCUGGAGCUGCUGGAGCUUUUACUGCAAUACAGUGAAGAUGCUGAUGCUUUAUCAUGACAAAUAUUACAGACAUAGGCUGCAAACACAACAUUAUGUAAUCCAUUCAUGUCUAAUUCUGAUUUCAUUUCUAAUUCUAAUGGAUGAUUGUUAAAGA